AUGCCUCCUGGCGCAAGCAUUGAUGGUGUCGUGUUGGAGUAUGCGGAGCGGCCAGUGGUGAUUCGCUCAGAGGACGAUCGACACCGCUCGCCGGCAUUGCUCCACUGGAUGCAUGCAUCUCGCUUCCAAAGGCCCGAUGCACACCGCGCACAGUUGCCGAAUCGGACUGGGGCCACCAGGUGGCAGCCGCAAAGGAGAUCUUUGACACCAUGA
Klebsormidium nitens is the source of this 213-nucleotide messenger RNA. The record is from the annotation of a GenBank genome assembly. Lineage: Eukaryota; Viridiplantae; Streptophyta; Klebsormidiophyceae; Klebsormidiales; Klebsormidiaceae.